Anopheles maculipalpis is the source of this 1781-nucleotide messenger RNA. RefSeq names its product sodium/potassium/calcium exchanger 4-like. Gene Ontology annotation, molecular function: calcium, potassium:sodium antiporter activity; calcium channel activity. Gene Ontology annotation, biological process: calcium ion transmembrane transport; intracellular calcium ion homeostasis. Lineage: Eukaryota; Metazoa; Arthropoda; Insecta; Diptera; Culicidae. The transcript is spliced from 6 exons. The record is from RefSeq and is a predicted model, not a curated record. Gene Ontology annotation, cellular component: membrane. The coding region runs from base 21 to 1757 and encodes 578 amino acids.
CCGUUUGGGCGGCUCGUGAGAUGGUAAAACCUGGGACUAAAACGUUAAACGAAAACUCGUUCCUUGGCAUUCGCAGCCGUCGUAUACGGAUUGCGUUUGUACUGCGUGUGCUAUUUGUGCUGUGUUUAGGUUCGUUGCAUGUGUUAAACUUUGCGCUCAAUCCGACCGGUAGCAAGGCGACCAGUAAUGGCUUCCGAGCAGUUGCAAUCGGUGAUUCUUAUGGAUCGCGCAAACUGCUAGCAAUUCCUCAGAGUGAAGUGGAACUGUUGGAUCUGCUGAACGGAACACUUCCACCAGAGCUCGGUACGAACGUUCCACCAGUGGACGGGGUAACAAACGUUACCGACCCACCAGAUGAAACGGAGCGCAACUGUACGCCGGCCGCCAUCUUUGAAUUUCCAUCCGAUGGAUUUACGCGCGAGGAUCGACGACACGGUUGGAUAUUGGUGCACGUGGUUAUUGCUUGCUACUGCUUCUGGCUGCUUGCCAUUGUGUGCGAUGACUACUUUGUUCCUGCGAUCGAGUUAAUGUGUAAAAAGCUACAGGUAAAGGAAGAUGUGGCGGGUGCAACGUUUAUGGCAGCGGCUUCCUCUAGCCCAGAGUUAUUUAUCAAUUGCGUAGGUACGUUUGUCACCAAGGGUGAUCUUGGUGUGGGUGCCGUCGUCGGAUCGGCAGUGUUUAAUAUUUUAGCAGUACCAGCGGUUUGCGGACUCUUGGGUGGACAGGUCGUGCAGCUACGAUGGUGGCCCGUGACACGAGAUUCCAUGAUGUAUGGAAUGGCAGUGAUAGGUUUAAUUGCGGUCCUCUACGAUGACCGGGUAAUGUGGUACGAGGCUACAGUACUAGUGUCGGCUUAUGUGCUAUACAUUACAGCAAUGUACUGCAAUGAUACGAUCAAUCGCUUUAUGUCGAAAACCUUCCGCCGUAAAUCAUACAUUCGUCCAUACACCGAGGUAACGGAAAUUUCCCCACUCCUUUCCAAUGGAGCGAACGGCAAGUCAACACCUGCUGCCGGUACCAAGAACGGUACCAACGGCCAACACGCCUGCGACAGUGAUGCUAGCGACGAUAGCUUCGAGGAGUACGUUCGCCUGUUACUUUCGAUGUUUUCGCGCCCUCCAGAGCUGGCCACCUCACCCUGGAACCAUCGAGACGAUAGCCUUAUAGCGUUUGUGUGUCGCUGGCCGAUCACCUUCAUCCUUUGGGCAACGAUCCCGGACUGUCGGCGGUAUCCCCGGUUACGGUUGGUAACGUUCUUCGCAUGCAUCUUCUGGAUUGGCAUUACGUCCUAUUUUGUCGCAUUUCUCAUCACCGUCGUUGGUGAUACGAUCGACAUACCGGACUCGGUUAUGGGGCUAACGUUUUUGGCAGCGGGAACCAGCGUGCCGGAAGCCGUUUCCAGCAUUAUCGUGACGAACCAGGGUCAUGGUGAGAUGGGCAUCAGCAAUUCGAUAGGAUCGAACACGUUUGACAUUCUGCUAUGUCUGGGGUUGCCAUGGCUAAUUAAAUCACUUGCUUUCCCGGCUGUGCCUGGUGAACGGUGGGUUUCUCUUAACUCUUCCGGACUUACCUACUCCGCCAUCUCACUACUGUCGACACUGUGCGGGCUGUACACGGCGUUUUGGUGCAAUCGCUUCAAACUUGAUUGGAAAGUGGGUCUGACCUGCCUUUCGAUGUACAUCGGCUUUCUCACGGUAUCGAGCCUGAUUGAGCUGAAUGUGUUCUUCCCAGUGAAUGUUCCCACUUGUCCCCACUGAUAUUUGCUGUAGGCAAUGCUACGA